UAUCACAGAGCGCUUGCAUUGCACGCAGCAACUCACAUAACCGCGCAUUCUGCAAUGCUCUGUCUGAUCUCCCUUCUUGCUACAGUUUUAACAAAGUUUUAAGAGUUCGCGUCACUUGGUUUGCGUCCUUGUCUCGUGGCCGAGGCUAUUGUCUGUGAGGUGAAGCGGAGCGCGGCAGUGCAAUGCGGUGUAGUGUCCAGUUACAAACAGUGCACUGUGCUGCUGCGAAGAGGCACCGCGACAGAAAUAUAUGGCUCUAGAGAGACGGCCGAGAGAGAGAGAGAGUGAGAGAGAGGGGGGAGAGAGAGAGAGAUCUGAGAAAACUGCACAGUAGUCAGAGACUGACCCGGAGUUACUGGAUUUUGUUUUAAAUAGGAGAACGCAAACUGGGAUUACUCUACCUUUACCGUAUUUUUUCCCCCUGAGCCACAACAACACUCACCUUCUUCAGACUGGUUGAGACUUGCAGUUGUUCUCCUGCUAGAUGAAUAGGAGUAGUUGGAGACUUCACUAGAUCGUUGACAGCUUUGUGGGAGUUACCAGUGGCGCUGAUGUUAAGGCUGAGGCGUGUCUCUAAUGCGAUUAGCUCACGGCCCAACAGGAAGUAACCGACGCCCCACCUUCCCAUGGCUCCGCCCCCCGUGGGUCGCCUCUCCCUUACCCGGCAUGCGGUGCUGUUGCUGCACUGCAUGCUGGUCCUGUGGGCUGGGGGCGUGGUUGGCAGGAGAGGGCCGGUGCUGCUGCCUGAGUCGCCCUGUCACCGGGCAGAACACCCCCUCAUCUCACACACAGAUAUGGAGCCGUGGAUCCACAGGUUCCGGGCUGAGGGCACGGUGGAUUACUCCCAGCUAACCUUUGACCCCAGCCAGAACGAACUGAUAGUCGGAGCCAGAAACCACCUCUUCAGACUCAAUCUGGAGGACCUCUCGUUGAUCCAGGAGGCGGAGUGGCACUGUGAUGAGUUCACUAAAGGAGCCUGCUUCAGUCGGGGGAAGUCAGAGGAGGAGUGUCAGAAUUACAUCAGAGUGCUGCUGGUGAAUGGAGAUAGACUGUUCACCUGUGGAACCAAUGCUUUCACACCCAUCUGCACCAACCGCACUCUGACCAACCUGACAGAGAUCCAUGACCAGAUCAGUGGGAUGGCCCGUUGUCCCUACAACCCUCUCCAUAACUCCACAGCCCUGAUCACCUCCAGCGGAGAGCUCUAUGCUGCCACCGCCAUGGACUUCUCUGGCAGAGACCCAGCUAUAUACCGCAGUCUGGGGGGGCUGCCGCCUCUACGCACUGCACAGUACAACUCCAAAUGGCUCAAUGAACCUAACUUUGUCUCCUCCUACGACAUUGGGAACUUCACCUACUUCUUCUUCAGAGAGAACGCAGUGGAACACGACUGCGGUCGGACCGUGUUCUCUCGCGCUGCCCGGGUCUGUAAGAACGACAUUGGGGGCCGCUUCCUAUUGGAGGACACCUGGACCACGUUCAUGAAGGCGCGGUUGAACUGUUCUCGACCAGGGGAGAUACCGUUCAACUAUAAUGAACUACAGGGGACGUUCUACCUACCAGAGCUAGAACUGCUCUAUGGGAUCUUCACUACUAAUGUGAACAGCAUAGCAGCGUCUGCGGUGUGUGCCUUCAACCUCAGUGCCAUCACCCAGGUGUUUGGAGGUCCCUUCAAGUACCAGGAGAACUCUCGCUCCGCCUGGCUACCCUACCCUAACCCUAACCCUGACUUCCAGUGUGGUACCAUAGACUACGGCUCCUACGUGAAUCUGACAGAGAGGAACCUGCAGGAUGCCCAGAAGUUCCUGCUGAUGAAUGAGGUGGUUCAGCCGGUCCAGCCUGUCCCUUACUUUAUGGAAGAUAAUAUCCGCUUCUCCCAUGUAGCUGUGGACGUGGUGCAGGGCAAAGACAUGCUGUUCCAUAUCAUCUACCUGGCCACAGAUUACGGAACCAUCCGUAAGGUCCUGUCUCCUUUGAACCAGUCCAUGGGCAGCUGUCUAUUGGAUGAGAUUGAGUUGUUUCCGCCCAGGAGGAGACAACCAAUCAGAAGCCUCCUGAUCCUUCACAGCAGCAGUGAGCUGUAUGUCGGGGUCAGAGACCAGGUCAUCAAGAUACCACUGAUGAGAUGCAACUUCCACAAGACCAGAGAGGCGUGUGUGGGGGCGAGGGACCCGUAUUGUGGCUGGGACCUGGUGUUGAGGAAGUGCACCACACUGGAGGAGAGCGUCAGCAUGAGCCAAUGGGAACAGAGCAUCACUAAGUGCCCUGUGCGUAAUGUGACGGUGGAUGGAGGGUUUGGGUCCUGGUCAGGCUGGGGGGCCUGUAGCAAUACUGAUGGAGGCAGUGCUGGGUCCUGUCUGUGUCGGACCAGGGCGUGUGAUAACCCCACACCCCAGUGUGGGGGUCAAUCCUGUCAUGGACUCAACGUGGAGGUGGCCAACUGCUCCAGGAAUGGAGCGUGGACCCCCUGGACUCUGUGGGCUCCCUGCAGUACCAGUUGUGGCAUUGGCUUCCAGGUCCGCCAGAGGUCCUGCAGCAACCCCACCCCGCGCCACGGAGGACGAGUGUGUGUGGGGCAGAACCGAGAGGAGAGGUAUUGUAACGAGCACCUGCCCUGCCCGCCUCAUGUCUAUUGGUCGGCCUGGUCAGCAUGGGAACGCUGCACGGUGCCCUGCGGAGGCGGCAUCCAAUCACGUCGCAGGACCUGCGAGAACGGCAACGAGUGCCCUGGGUGUGCCCAGGAGUACCAGUCGUGUAACACCCUCCCGUGUCCAGACCUGAAGAAGACCACCCCUUGGACCCCCUGGACGCCGGUCAACAUCUCGGACAACGGCGGUCACUACGAGCAGCGGUUCCGGUACACCUGUAAGGCCCGCGUCCCGGACCCUGCCCUGCUAGAGGUGGGCCGACAGAGGAUAGAGAUGAGGUACUGCUCCAGUGAUGGCUCCACUGGAUGCUCUACUGACGGAGAGCUGCUGCUGUCGGGUAAAAUCUCCGGCCACACUGUGAACGGAGGCUGGACAUCCUGGAGCUCCUGGUCUCAGUGCAGUAGAGACUGCAGCCGAGGGAUACGUAGCCGUAAACGGACCUGUACCUCCCCUGAACCACGCCAUGGAGGACAGACCUGCCUGGGACCUGCUCAGGAGUACCAGGAGUGUAAUGUCACACCCUGCCCAGUGGACGGUAGCUGGUCGUGCUGGUCUGGCUGGUCUAAGUGUUCAGUGACGUGUGGAGGGGGACACUAUAUGAGGACGCGCACCUGCAACAACCCCCCACCAGCCUACGGAGGAGAUAUCUGUCUGGGACUGCACACUGAAGAGGCUCUCUGUAACACACAAUCAUGUCCAGAGAGUUGGUCUAACUGGUCUGAAUGGUCCCAGUGUGACAGUGCUGGCUCCCAGCUGCGUGUCCGUCACUGUGACAUCCUGUUCCCUACUGGAAACCAGUGUUCAGGAAACCACACCGAGACCAGGGCCUGCCCACCUGACUCCAACUUUAUACCAGAAGUCUCCAUUGCCCGUUCAAGUCAGGAGGAGAGAAGAUGCGGAGAUUUCAACCUGUUCCAUAUGAUUGCUGUAGGCCUGAGUAGUUCUAUCAUGGGUUGUUUGGUCACUUUACUAGUGUACACCUACUGCCAGCGCUACCAGCAGCAGUCUCACGAUGCUACGGUCAUCCACCCCAUCUCAGCAGCACCACUCAACACCUCCAUCACCAACCACAUCAACAAACUGGACAAAUAUGACUCGGUGGAGGCCAUUAAGCCCGAUGUGUCCGUACUCUUGACCCUGGACGAACCCGGCAUGCGUCAGCCUCUGUCUGCUAACAUGGCCGUGUCCAUGCGUGGCCUGGAGAUUUUCUACUAACUUUCUACUGACCUCUGACCUCUACAACAUCCCGCCUCUUGACUCUCCUCCUAGCCUAUCAGCAACCUCCUUCCUCUUCCUCCCCACCGCGCCCCCACUUCCUGUGGCGCUUCUGUGUGCGACAGGCUUUCAAUAAGAACAACCUGAUUCUGGAGGAAAGAAAUAAGUACUUCAACCCCCAGCUAGCUGGGAAAACAUACACCAACGCAUACUUCACGGACCUUAACACUUACGAUGACUAUUAACCCUUCGUUGGGCUACAGCACCGGGGAUACACACCCUUGUGCAGACAACAACCCCACUCCACUCGCUUUGACUAUGUCAUCUUUUUUUCUGCUUUGUGGUUUCUAAUGUAAUUUGUGACAUUUUAUGUGGGACCCUCCUACUCUGGGACACUUAGGCAGCUGCCAUUCAAUCAAAUUACAGACAGACAGUGAUGUCAUCAAAGGGACAUGCCCAAUUUACUUUCCUUCGCGUGCUCUGAUGGGGUUCACUGGGAAUGUUCAUCUUCGGAAAAACAAAAAACAACAAGAUCCUGACUUGACUCUCAAACAUGGAGACAACUGGAAUUUCGUUUUUUUCAUGGAAGGAAUGGAAAAAAGUUUUAAAAAAUAAAAUAAAAUAUAUAUAAAAAAAAAAGAUAUAUAUAUAUAUAUACAUAAAUAUAUAUAUAUAAACUUAAAGAGCUGUCUGAAUGGGAUGGAUCCCUCUUUGAUUUCCUGUGAAUUAUCUGAUUCCAGAACUGUGUCUGUUCUGGGGGAAGAAAACCACCUAACUGCUUUGCAUGAAUUCAUCUGACGUGUUUUUUCUGUCGCUCUGUUCAGUUCUGCAUGGUUGGUCACAUUCCACUCCACGGGUCUGUAGUCCAAUAACUGCUCCGUCUAGAGAGAGGCUAUACGGACAUACCUGGUGCCCAAAUUGUUGACGUAUGUCGCGCAGCUGGGAGUCGAGUGAAGACAAACGGAUUCAGUUCAGUCAGUUGUCCUGAUGAGCCCUUCCCAGCUAGCUAGUUUGCUUGUGGCUAGAAACUUCAGCAAGAAUUUAAAACUUGUCUGCCGAAGUUGGGAUUUGGGAGUGUUCAGAAUCAUUCAGUUUUUAUAAUAAUAAUAAAUAAAUAAUGGAGACGUAAUCCCGUAACUGUAGAUUUACGGUGCUUUAGCUGUCAUCCUGGCUUGAUAUUAGCUACUUCCUUCUCCUAACUGCGGCAAGCGGGAGCGAAGAACACUGCCCCGUGUUGUGUUGCCGGCUUGUAGCGCAAACUCUCCCAAAUGAGCAGUGGACUGUAUCACUGUGACAUCCAGAUGGUUACUACCAAUAUUAGUAGGACGCUAUCCCACUCAAAAUAAAAAUCAAGUGGCAUGGUUAGGGUCAUUUGCGCCGGCUUGUCGUUAUGUUACCUAAUUGGCAUGUCAUUGGCAUGACAUACAGAUGGUGACCAAUAGCCUACAACUACUUUCUCCCUCGCCCAUCAAAAUAAACACAACUUUCUUUUACAAGUUGUAACUAGCGCCAUGCUGCUGCUGCUGCUAGCUAGCCAGCAUAAACUAUCUAACGGGGAAGGGCUCAUCGGGAUGACUGUCUGAACCGAAAUCAUUAGUCUCCACUGGACUCUCAGCUGCACAAUAUAUGUCAUCAAUUUGGGCACCAGAUGUGUCUGUAUAGCCACUCCCCUUCAUCUGCUGUGCUAGGGUCCUACAGCGUACCCCAAAUGGGGUGGCCUUAGUGAUGCCUGAUGAAUUGACCCAACUACUAUGCUCAACGUUAGAUAGUCACGUGCUUAGCGUACCCAGGGUAGCUGUCACUCAAUAGCUACCCAAUUUUAGACUUUUGUUAAACCGAUCUAGUGCUUUUAACCAUCUACCUGUGACAGCUAUCGAUCAGAAUGUAGAUAUUUUAGAGAUGUGACCAUAUGUCUUUCUUUUACAGGGCUGGCGUCAGUUUAGCAGUUAGCAAUGGUUGAGAUAUCAGUGUACAAUCUUUUUUGCUUUUUGUUGAUGUUAUUGUACAGUGAGCUCAUUUAGAAGCAUAUAUAUAUGUCUCUGUAGCUUUUAUAGGUCCAUUUACUCAAUGUCAGUGUUAAAAAUAAUACUUUUCUUUGUUUUUGCGAAGAAGUAAGGAGUUCAUGCAAGUAGAUUGGAUAAAGUUGAAAGGAAAGAAUGGUCAGGAAUAUGUAACUAGAUCAUGCUUAAGCUGUCGUCAUAGAGGAGAGCGGGGGCAAUUGUAACACUUUUUAUAUUUUACUCUAUUGCUCAGAGACAACCUGAGCUAGGCCAGUCAUUUUUAUAUAUCAGAAACUAACAUUUGUCUCCUAAUCAUUCAUACCAUUUAUAUGUCUGUACAUAAGAUGGUCAGAUCCCAAUAUAGAUUUUAAUCAGAAAAGUCCUGUGUCAGGGGCAAUUGUAACAGUGGCAGGGGUCAAAUGUAACACCUAAAAAAAGAACCCAAAUAACAUGAUAAAUUAUCGUAUUAUCACAGACAUGUGUAAUGAUUUUGCAAUAAAUAUACAUAUUCUAUGUAAGUAAUCAAUAUUUACAGUAACACCCUGUGCAUGGCCAUUCAGUUCAUCUCCAAACCUCUUGAAUAGUCUGAUAGUGCCCAGAUUAUAUAUUUUUACAACUUAUAUGGCACUCUACAUAGGAUCCAAUGUUAGUUACUAUUUGUAAUAAUAAUUUUAAAGGUUGAGUAAGACUUUUCUCCACAAAUGUACCAACAUUUAUAUUAUGCCGUAUGUAAAUAGUUUAUGAUUAGUGAAUGCCAUAAUGUAGUUACUUUGUUAGAUGCUUCUCCCUAUUAGCUGCAAUCUUCUUUUUUUCAAAGCCAUUUUAGCGAUCACCCUAGCUGUUCGGUCUGAAAACAUUUACACAUCAUGGGAAUUUGUCAUACUAUGAUGUCGACUCCUUCCGAGGCACGUGUUGAUAGGCAACCCCCCUGCACUUGCCAUGGCAGGCCUGCUCCCUCCAUGCUUAAAGCCAGUGUGAGAAACAUGCAGCAUUUGUGCAAUGAAACUUAACAAAUACGUCACUCAAAACAAAUACAAAACUCAUUUGCUAAAUUCAAGAUAGUGAUGUAGGACAAAGCAAGGAGGGUGAACUUCAAAACGUAAUAUAGUUUCAUUGGAAUUUGAAGCUGUUGUUGGUAAGUAAUGAAUCCGCUACCUUUGACAUGACUUACCUUAUCCAAGUUAAAAUCACUUGUUUUCAUAAGUUGUCUUCUUGGCUCAGGGUAAUUUUAACAUUGCAUUGCAAUUACCCCAAACCCUAGCAGCCAUGACAAAACCUCAUGUGCCUAACAAAAGACAACAAUAGUGACACAUGUCAAUCAUGUCAAUGGUGAGCCAACAUAUAGUAACGCAAAUGAUGCUAGUUUGAAUUCUUGGACAUUAAUGCUCAGGAGAGUAUAAGAAAAAUACAGCUGCUGGAAAACAAAUACUUUCACCCCUAAACAAACAUUUGCCAAUAAAGUGUGAAAAUAGUGAGAUAUUUGGCUUUUCAAGCAGGGAGGGAACCUAAAUGGACAUGUGCUGAGGGAUUUUGAAUCAUUCUAGCUGAUUUCUGUGUGGAGAAAUUCAAGGUGUUACAGUUGCCACUGGUCUCCCCUACUUUGUAUAGUUUUUAUAAUUUUGGAAUUCAUAAUUUUGAAACUGUUUGUUCACAAUUGUUUAUUUGGCUGUGUGGCUUAAUGAAUUGAUUCUGUCUGGGGUUAUAGUAACGGACAUGGAGAUAGUGCUUUACAAACAUCCUUCUCCAGAACCUGAAGUGGUACUUUUCAAGGUGUAAUAUCUCUGUUUUGUUUAAAGAUGAUGUACAUCUAUAACUGAGUGAAAUAUUCAGUAUGUUGGUUUCUUCAAUGUUUUCAAUUGUAACUAACUAUUUUUUUUAUAUGUUUGCUUGUUUUAUUGUGAAUAAAUUAAAAACCGCUUGGUACACUU
This is a messenger RNA of Oncorhynchus kisutch (coho salmon), 7791 nucleotides long. RefSeq names its product sema domain, seven thrombospondin repeats (type 1 and type 1-like), transmembrane domain (TM) and short cytoplasmic domain, (semaphorin) 5A (gene sema5a). NCBI's taxonomy places the organism in Eukaryota, Metazoa, Chordata, Actinopteri, Salmoniformes, Salmonidae. The record is from RefSeq and is a predicted model, not a curated record. Gene Ontology annotation, biological process: neural crest cell migration; axon guidance; positive regulation of cell migration. Bases 627 to 3863 code for a protein of 1078 amino acids. The transcript is spliced from 24 exons. Gene Ontology annotation, cellular component: plasma membrane. Gene Ontology annotation, molecular function: semaphorin receptor binding; chemorepellent activity.